AUGGGGCUGAACCAAAGGAUCAAAGCGGAGGUGGGCGAAGGCCGGAAGCGGAAGUGCACGGCGGCAGCGGACGGCGGCGGGUGUGCUGGGACGCGCGGCGCGCUGCGGUGGGAGUGUCUCCGGCCGAUCUGCAGGUGCGGCCCGGCCCCUCGGGAAGGCGGGGAGGGCCGUGCGGGCGCGAGGAGGGGCCGGAGGGCCGUGGACCGCCGCCCGUGCGGCGGCGCCUCCUCCCCGCGGUGGCACCCCGCGCCGGGAUGGGGCCCGCACCACUCGGCCUCGCAGCCGUCACCCCUGACCCCCGGCCCGGCCCCCUGCCCUCGGGAGUCAGUUACCUUCGAGGAUGUGGCGGUGGGGCUCAACCAGGAGUGGGCGAUGCUGGACGGUGCAUGGAAGAACCUGUGCCGAUACGUGAUCCUGGACAAGUGUAGGACCCUGGCCCCCAGGGGAGUGGGUGUUCCACCAUGCAAACCCAGUCUGGGCUCCCAGGUGGGGCCAGAGGAAGAGCUGAGGGCUCCACGGGUGUGGACUGGGAAUCUCAAAUCCAAAGUGUCGACUCCUGUGCAGGAUAUUUUGGAGGAAAAUUCGUCCCAUGGCAUGCAAAUGGGGCUGGGGCUGGACCUGAGGAUGCAGAUCAGGCCCACAAUUGGAGACAGGGGGACACCUUUGGUUCCAGAGGACCACCCGGCUCUCUGGGUGUCACCUCGAUCUUCUGGAUAUACAGGGCUGAAGGCGGCUGUGCAGAUUCAGAGGGUGGCCAUGCCGGUGCCUGCACUGGGUGUUCCAGAGCUGGGGACGGCUGGGGGUUCUGCUCUGCUUGCCCAGGACCCCGCCUGGCUCCGGAAGGAGGGCACAGGGGAUGAAGCUGUGGCUCCGGGGGUACUGAUCACCUGUCCGUGGGAACCAGUCACCUUUGCGGAUGUUGCUGUGUUGUUCACCCCAGAAGAAUGGAUGUUUCUAGACUCUGCCCAGAGGAGUCUGUACAGAGAUGUGAUGCUGGAGAACUAUAGAAACCUGGCCUCCGUGGAACCUCAGCAUCAACCCCAAGAUCGAAUUUCUAACCAAGAUAUUUUUGCAGAGAUUCCAUCCAUUGGCAUGAAAAGGGAGCAACCCCAGACUGGAGAAAAACUCUAUAAAUACAGUGAACUUGGGGAACCCUUUCACGGCACUGAACCACUUUUUCAGUACCAGAGAAUUCACGCUGGCGGCAACCCGUAUGAAUGCCACGAGGGUGGAAAAUCCUUCUUCCAGCCCGCUCACCUAAUCGUGCCUGACAAGAUCUGUCAUGGGGACAAAACCUACGCAUGUAACAAAUGUGAGAAAUCCUUCAGAUACAGCUCCGACCUGAUCAGGCACCAGAAGACUCAUACCACGGAGAAGUGCUUUGAAUGUCAGGAGUGCCGGCAAGCCUUCAAGUACUCCUCGAAUCUGCGGCGCCACCUGAGGACUCACACUGGGGAGAAGCCCUUCGAAUGUGCUCAGUGUGGGAAAACCUUCACAAGGAACUUUAACCUGAUUCUGCACCAGCGAAACCACACAGGCGAGAAGCCCUACGAGUGUAAGGACUGUGGGAAAGCAUUUAAUCAGCCGACCUCUCUGAGGAGCCACCUGAGGACUCACACCGGGGAGAAGCCCUUUGGAUGCAGUCAGUGUGGAAAAGCCUUCAGGGAGCACUCGUCGCUGAAGACACACCUGCGCACUCACACCAGGGAGAAGCCGUAUGCGUGUAACCAGUGUGGGAAGCCCUUCCGGACGAGCACUCAUCUCAACGUCCACAAGAGGAUACACACCGGGGAGAAACUGUAUGAGUGUGCUACUUGUGGGCAGGUCUUGAGUCGCCUCUCAACGCUCAAGAGUCACAUGCGAACUCACACUGGAGAGAAGCCCUAUGUGUGUCAGGAAUGCGGGCGAGCCUUCAGUGAACCUUCAUCCCUCAGGAAACAUGCGAGGACCCACACCGGCAAGAAGCCGUAUGCCUGUCAGGAAUGCGGGCGAGCCUUUGGUCAGUCUUCACACCUUAUCGUGCAUGUGAGAACUCACACUGCGGGGAAACCCUAUGAAUGCAAUCAGUGUGAGAAAGCCUUCAGGCACAGCUCUUCGCUUACUGUGCAUAAAAGGAUUCAUGCCGGGAGAGAGAACGUUAGGAACGGUGGCCUGCCUUUAUCAGUGUCCCAUCCGUAUGGGGGGGCCCCUUGCUGACUGACUUCCAAGUUUUAAAAGUAUACACGUUCUGGGCUAUAAUCAUCUCUCGUAGUACUUGUUUAGCCACGUCACAUGUUUUGAUGUAUAUUUUCAUUUUGGUUGAACUCUAAAUAUUGUCUUAGUUUCUAUUAUCACUUAUUCUUUGGCCUGUGAGUUAUUUGUAAUUAGAUUUUAAAAUAACAGGACAUGGGUAUAUUUUUAUAGAGGUAUAAUUACUUAUAGUGAAAUGCAUAAAUCUUAAGUGUACAGUUGGAAGACUCUGAUGGGUGCAUGCAUAUAUAUAUGUAACCAGCACGCCAUUUAAGAUAUAGAACAUUUCUAUCCUUCUGGAGAGUUCCUGCAUGUAUAUGGGUGUUUUUUUUAAUUUUAUGACUUUCUGUUGUUGGUUUCUAAUUUAAUUACAUUGUGAGCAG
Molecule: messenger RNA, 2612 nt
Organism: Odobenus rosmarus divergens (Pacific walrus)
Lineage: Eukaryota; Metazoa; Chordata; Mammalia; Carnivora; Odobenidae
Gene: ZNF333
Product: zinc finger protein 333
Exons: 11
Coding region: 1-2196 (731 amino acids)
Biological process (GO): regulation of transcription by RNA polymerase II
Molecular function (GO): DNA-binding transcription factor activity; RNA polymerase II cis-regulatory region sequence-specific DNA binding
Source: RefSeq, a predicted model, not a curated record